CUGUGUUGUGUUUUGGUACUGUACGCAGCACUGUUUAAAAUUUUCCCGUUUUUAUCGCCACUCGACAAUUUAAAAGUAGAUUAUAAGCGAGCAUUUCGGGAAUAGAGGGGGAAAUGGAGGAUGACGCUCCUGUCAUUUAUGGUCUCGAAUUUCAGGCUCGAGCACUGACAGCCCAGACAGCUGAGACUGAUGCCAUACGUUUCCUUGUGGGCACUCAGUCACUUAAAUUCGACAACCAGAUCCACAUCAUUGACUUUGAUGAUGAGAAUAACAUCAUUAAUAAGAAUGUCCUUCUGCACCAAGCUGGGGAGAUAUGGCACAUUGGCGCCAGUCCUGCAGAUAAGGCUGUGCUCACCACCUGCUAUAACAAAACCAGUGACAGUAGGGUGGUUUCUUGUGCAGCGGUGUGGCGGAUGCCCUCUGAUUGGGAAACAGGAAGUCAUGAGUCACCUGACGACUCCGCCCACAACCCCCAGACCCUGGAGCUGCUCUGUCACCUAGACGACAACGCACACAGCAACGCCGCCUGUGUGCUGUGGGAGCCCAUGGGGGACGGAAAGCGUGUGAUUUCAUUGGCUGAUAACCACGCGCUGCUCUGGGACCUGCAGGAGAGCUCCACACAGGCCACAGUCUCCAGCACAGCCACCCUGGAGGGCAAAGGUCAGCUGAAGUUCACCUCAGGGAAGUGGAGCCCGCAUCACAACUGCAGCCAGCUCGCUACAGCCAACGACACGGCCAUACGAGGGUGGGACCUUCGCACCAUGAGUCAGAUCUACAGCAUCGAGAACGCCCAUGGCCAGCUGGUCCGCGACCUGGACUUCAACCCCAACCGGCAGUACUACCUGGCCAGCUGUGGAGACGACUGCAAGGUCAAGUUCUGGGACGUCCGCAAUGUCCAGGAGCCUGUCAAGACCCUGGAGGAGCACUCGCAUUGGGUGUGGAGCGUCCGCUACAACCACAGCCAUGACCAGCUGGUGUUGACAGCCAGCAGUGACAGCCGCCUCAUCCUCUCCAAUAUGGUGUCCAUCUCCUCAGAGCCGUUUGGACACUUAGUGGAUGACGAAGAGCUCAGUGAGGGGGAGGACAACCACCAGGACGAGAAGGGUAAGGAGCCUCUCAAAGACAGUGUGGUGUCCACCUACGAGGAGCAUGAGGACAGCGUGUACGCAGCUGAGUGGUCCUCGGCUGAUCCCUGGCUCUUCGCCUCACUCAGCUACGACGGUCGCCUCGUCAUCAACAGAGUCCCACGGGCUCUCAAAUACCGCAUCCUGCUCUGAGAGUGUGGACAGCAAGAGUGUGAGAGAAAAAGUAGCACAACUGUGUGCAUUAUGUGCUUCGAAGAGCCUCUAAUAGACAUUCCAGAUACAGAGAGGGUGUUCUGAAAACUGCAUGUGAAGACAGCAAUGGCAGCCAGAGUGUGUUGUAUAUAAACUGUAGUUCAUGUUUGUUCCAAACACACAUCACUGUUAACAAUGAAACUGCUAAAUAUUUCAAUUAAAGUAUAAAAAAUCUUUAUAAA
Molecule: messenger RNA, 1519 nt
Organism: Cheilinus undulatus (humphead wrasse)
Lineage: Eukaryota; Metazoa; Chordata; Actinopteri; Labriformes; Labridae
Gene: eipr1
Product: EARP complex and GARP complex interacting protein 1
Exons: 9
Coding region: 114-1277 (387 amino acids)
Biological process (GO): protein ubiquitination
Molecular function (GO): protein binding
Source: RefSeq, a predicted model, not a curated record